CCCAAAUCUAACGAUCCGAAUUUAGAGAGAGAAACACAAAGACAAGAGAAAACAAAGUGCGAGAGAGAAACGUUCAUUCGUUCAAUAGAGUGGUUUUUUCUUCUUUUUCUCACAUCCCAAACAAUCGUCUAUCUCUGCGCUAAAACAUUCGUUCGAGUAAUAGAUUCUUUCCGUGUCGUUCCCUUUUCUGAUCAGAACGGUGCUGCUUUGGUGAUUAGGGUUGUUUUAUGGGGCUUGGGAACGACGAUGUCGUGGUGGUUGAAGAUGGCGCCGAAGACGGUGAUGGUGGAAACGGAGUCAAAGGUUUUGUGUCGGUCUCGUGCUCGAUUUGCCUCGAGAUUGUGGCCGAUGUAGGGGAUAGAUCUUGGGCCAAGCUUCAAUGCGGCCAUCAAUUCCAUCUUGAUUGCAUUGGUUCAGCAUUUAAUACAAAGGGUGCAAUGCAGUGCCCUAAUUGUAGGAAGAUUGAGAAAGGCCAGUGGCUUUAUGCUAAUGGCUCUCGUUCUUUUCCCGAGUUUAGUAUGGACGAUUGGACCCAUGACGAAGAUCUUUAUGAUCUAAGCUACUCUGAAAUGUCAUUUGGGGUUCACUGGUGUCCAUUUGGUAGCUUAACGCGACUUCCUUCAUCAUUUGAGGAAGGGGAAUUUUCGUCAAGUGCAUAUCAUGAUCUACUGGGACAACAUGCAAUCUUCGCCGAACAUACAACUGUAUCGUCUGCUACUCAGCCAUGCCCAUAUAUUGCUUACUUUGGACCAAUCCAUCCAUCAUCCUCAAAUUCCAACGGAACAGUUACAGAGGCUUCUAACUUAAACAAUCUUUGGGGCCCAUCUGUACCUAGUGAGAUACAGACUUCUUAUGCUUUUCCUGCCAUGGAUCUUCCUUAUCAUAGUUGGGAGCACCAUUCCUCUCCCUUCCCUGGCACCAAUAAUCGUAUUGCUGCUUCUGAUCAACCUUCCAUCCUGCCCGUUACUCAAAGGUCAGCAAGGACCAGCUCUGACAUGCAAAGGCCAGGUUUUAUGCACCCGUUCCUCGUUGGUCACAGUUCUGCUGGUAGACCAGGGAGCUCAGUGGCUUCUUCAAUGAUUCCUCCUUACCCAGGCAGUAAUGCCCGAACCCGCGAUAGAGUCCAAGCUCUCCAGGCAUAUUAUCAGCAACAACAACCGAGGAAUUCAACAUCCGUACGUAUACCCGUCAUUCCUGGCACCCGACGAUCCAGCAGCCACAGAGGCGGGUUGGCUCAAGUAGGGCCAACGGCUUCGUCAUCUGAUCAAACUGGUGGCUUCUAUCUUGUCCCGCCGGGUUCAUCAGGUCGCAACUUUCAAGAAGCAGAAAAUCCUUUGUCAAAUCGGUUCCAUUCAUGGGAAAGAGAUCGUUUGCCUUCAUUCCCUAUGAGCCAGGUCGAAAGAGACUCCGGUUGGGGGACAUAUCAGCAGGCUGCUGGCGGGUCAGAUACUAGGUCCAGCAGUUUCCGCCAAAGGCAUGGAUCCGAGAGGACAUCUGCACAAAAUCGGUCAUAAAUGUUAUUGCUUUAUCCUUUUCUGGUGAAGCAAACUACCACUAUUAUGCCGAACCAAAAAUUAUGUAUGCUUGAGAAACGAUAUAUCAUGCUUGAAUUCUGUCAGGACUUGGCAGACUCAAGAUACUGUGGAGUGGCCCCAAAAACCAUAUUUUUGGCUGGCCACAUGGUGGUGUGAUGGACUUUGGAUUCCUCUAGUUUGUCUGCCUUUGCGGAUAGAAAAUAAGAUCACAUGUUGGGUGGCAAAAAUAGGAUUUGGUCAGUUAUCUUGCCAUUUUCAUAUCAGUUUGAGUGACCCAUGAUCCGAUUCCUUGGAAUUUCCGGUAUUGCUGGUUAAUGGGUCUCUUAUUUAUGUCCAUAAACAUUGCCUUAAUUCCUUUGCGAUCACUGGUGGAGUUAUAUGGGUAAUGGAAACUUGUAUAAAGAGAUCAGUUUGUGCUGGACAAUUUAUGGGAUAUGCAUUAUUUGGCCC
Messenger RNA from Juglans microcarpa x Juglans regia, 1985 nucleotides. RefSeq names its product E3 ubiquitin-protein ligase RFI2-like. The coding region runs from base 228 to 1514 and encodes 428 amino acids. The transcript has 6 exons. Gene Ontology annotation, molecular function: ubiquitin-protein transferase activity. The record is from RefSeq and is a predicted model, not a curated record. NCBI's taxonomy places the organism in Eukaryota, Viridiplantae, Streptophyta, Magnoliopsida, Fagales, Juglandaceae.